Messenger RNA from Pleuronectes platessa (European plaice), 918 nucleotides. Its product is annotated as CAAX prenyl protease 2. Gene Ontology annotation, cellular component: endoplasmic reticulum membrane. The coding region runs from base 1 to 918 and encodes 305 amino acids. Gene Ontology annotation, biological process: CAAX-box protein processing. Gene Ontology annotation, molecular function: metalloendopeptidase activity. The transcript is spliced from 8 exons. The record is from RefSeq and is a predicted model, not a curated record. Lineage: Eukaryota; Metazoa; Chordata; Actinopteri; Pleuronectiformes; Pleuronectidae.
AUGCUGGAACCAGAACAUGUUCUCCUGAGGCAGGUCAACACCAAAUGUUGGGUGUGUGUCGUGAGCUGCCUUCUGCUCGCCUGUGUGUAUGUCGGAAGUUUGUACGUCUGGAAAAGCAGCUUACCCAGGGAUCAUCCCACUGUGAUAAAGCGUCGCUGUGCCAGUGUGCUGCUGGUGGCUGCCCUGUCACCUGUGGCAGUGAAGGCGUGGACACACUGGGCUGAAAUCAGGGUCAACGUGUCUGUGUGGGAGCUGAUGGGCGUUCGAAUGGAGGGUUUCAUCCCUGCAGUCACACUGCCACUGCUACUGACCGUGGUUUUUUAUCUUGGCCCACUGGUUCAUUCUGCAAUGGACAACCCUGGUGGCUUCACCCUGGAACUGCAUUCAGCAUUUGACGUUCAGUCAUGGAGGUCACGUGUGGGAGACGCAGUGUGGCUCAGGGACCAGGUGGUGGCGCCAGUGACGGAGGAGCUGGUGUUCCGGGGGGCCAUGCUGCCCAUGCUGGUGCCCUGUGCAGGACCCACUGGUUCCAUCUUCACAGCACCACUGUUCUUCGGUGUCGCUCAUUUGCACCACGUCAUAGAGCAACGGCGCCUCCACAAAGAGAGUAUGAGUGUCAUUCUCCUGGUGGCAGGAAUGCAGUUCUUGUACACCACUGUGUUCGGUGCCUUCUCUGCCUUUAUAUUCAUGAGAACUGGUCAUGUUGUGGGUCCUGUUGUGUGCCAUUCCUUCUGUAACAGUCAGGGCCUGCCUGACAUCGGCUCUGCCCUCCAACACCCUCAGCGCCCGGCUCUCCUCUUCUCAUAUCUGAUGGGAGUCCUGCUGUUUGUGGUGCUGCUCUUCCCGCUGACAGACCCCUUCUUCUACGGCACCAUUCCCGUCUGCAGCCUGGCUCCUGACCCCGAGUCCGCGUGCUAG